GCUUAUGUUUACCACGUGCGGGUCGUUUUAUCGCAUUUGUUUGUGUUGAAAAUGCAACAAGAUUUUUGUUAACACGAAAUAUUUAAUAAAAUCACAGAAAACUUUAAAUAAAAGUGUAAUAAAGUGUAAAUAAAAUGGUCAAAAAGAAUAAAAAAUCGGCUGCUGAUGCAGUUUAUGCCAAAAAGGCUGUUAAAAAAGAGAAUCCAUUCGCCACCGCUAAUCCGGCCACCUCGAAACGUUUGAAUCCUUUCGAGGUUCACAUGAACAAGGAGAAAUUUCAAAUUUUGGGUAGAACCUGUAAACACGAUCGUGGAUUGCCUGGUGUGUCCCGGGCAAAGGCGGUUAAGAGGCGUCAGGAAACACUGGGACAAGAAUUUAUGGAUAAACAUAAGACGAACAAAUUUAAAGAUCGUCGUAUAGGCAAGCAUUUGAAUGACGAUGAAUUGGAUGAGCAAAUAAUGAAUGCCCGUUUCGCGGCCGAUAAAUUGGAGAGAUUGAAAGAAAACAAAAAAUCACGUUUUAAUUUAAACGAUGAUGAAGUAUUGACACAUCGAGGCCAAACAUUAGAAGAAAUCGAACAGUUCCGCGAUGAAAGAUCUGAUGAUGAGGCAGAAGAAGAUGAAGGGCUGGAUGCGGAAUUUACCGAAGCGGCGCAUUUUGGUGGUGAUGCUGCAGCGGCCAAAGACCGUAAAAGUGCCAUAGAAGAAAUGAUUGUUGAACAAAAACGUCGCAAGGUAGAAAUUGCCAAAGAAAAAGAUGAACUUUUUGAUUUAACCGAAAAAUUAGAUGCCAACUAUAAGGAUCUUAUGGGUUUGGUAGGCAAAAUGUCCAAAAAUGAGUUGAAAGCAAAACCUGAUCUUGAUGAUUAUGAUCGUUUGGCUAAAGAAUUGGUAUUUGAACCUCGGGGUGUUGUUACCGAUAAACUAUUAUCGGAGGAAGAUAUGGCAAAAAAAGAAAAAGAACGUUUGGAGAAACUGGAGCGAGAACGUAUGAAACGUAUGCGAGCAGAGGGAGAAGAGGAUGAGGAAGAACAAAAACCUAAACAUAGAUCGGCGGAUGAUUUAGAUGAUGGUUAUUUUGCGUAUGGUGAUGGAGAGGAGGAAGGUACUUUGGCAUAUAAUAUGGAUGGUACAUUGGGUGGCAAGCAAGAAGAUAAUGAAGAAAACGAUGUCGCGGAGGAGGAGCAUGAAGCUGUUGAAGAAGAGGAAGAUAACGAUGAUGAAAAUGACGAAGGCGAAGAGGAGGAGGAAGAGGAUGAAGAUGAAUCGGAAAAUGAAGAUGAUGAAGAGGAUCAUUUAAGUGAUCUAAAAGUAUCCGAUUCAGAGGAAGAAAUCGACGAAGAGAUAACGACAAAGGCAACAAAAGAAAAAGUUACCGACAACCAAAAGAAACAGGAAACGAAAGUAAAUAUUGAAAGAACUGAUCUGCCAUUUACUAUAGAAAUGCCGAAAACAUACUCUGAGUUCACUAAACUUUUAAAUGAAUAUAAACUUCAAGAUCAAUCGAUUAUUGUAGAGCGUCUGAUUAAGUGCAAUCAUCCAAAAUUGGAAGGUGUCAAUCGUGAAAAAAUAAUUAAAUUAUUUGCUUUUCUUUUACAACUUUUAAAUGAAAAAUUCUCUGAAGCCAGCCAGGAAGAUAUAAGAGAACAUUUUAAAUUUCUUUCAUCAAUAAUGCCUCAUCUUUAUGAUUUGAUACAUUUAAAUCCAGAGAGAAUGUGUAAUACUUUAUUGGAUGUUAUAAAGGAGAAAUAUGCUGAAUUUAAAAAGAACUCAAAACAAUUUCCAUCUUUAGAAGUUUUAAUUUAUUUAAAAUUAGUUUCAAAUCUCUGUUCUACAUCGGAUUUCAGACAUCCCAUUGUGACGCCUUGUUACAUAUUUAUACAGCAUAUUUUAUCUAAAGCUCGUGUACGUAGUCGUCAGGAUAUAGCUAUGGGUCUAUUUUUAGUAACUUUAAGUUUAGAAUAUGGUCAAAUUUCAAAAAGAUUUUUACCAGCUGCCUUUAAUUAUCUCUUGGGUGUUGUAUUCCUUAGUAUACCCAAAAGACCAAUAGAAAUUAUUAAAAUACUACCACCCUUCCAAAGUCAAGGUCUUCUAAGUAAACUGCUAGCCAUACCAGAAGAUUCAAAAGAAUUUGUGGAUAUUAAGGAGGAACCCUUAAAGGCUGAAGAUUUAGUUACACAAACAUUUUCGAAUGAUUUUAAGGUGAGGUCAUUAAAUCAAUGUUUGAAACUAAUCGAAGAUGCUGUGAGUUUGGUUAAUGAAAAUAUUGGCUGUAACUUUUUGGCAACAAACCUAUUGGAUAUGUUGGAAAAGUUGCCAUUAACAGCAUAUCCCACAUAUGUAAAAGAUAAUUAUGAAAAAACAAAAAGUGCUUUGGAAUCGCUAGCCAAAAAAACUCUUACAAAAUUGGUACCUCCCGAAAAGAAGCCCAAAGCAUUGCGUCUAUUAGAGCCUCGUAUAGAAACAGUGUAUGAUGAUAAACGACGUCCUAAAUUGUCUGCCGCCAAAGAAGAAAAAGUUAAACUUAUGGCGAAAAUUAAGCGUGAAACUAAGGGUGCUAUACGUGAAAUACGUCGUGAUACAGAGUUCCUGCAGAAAAUGCGUAUAUCGCAACAAUUACAAAGUGACAAGGAACGCCGCGAAAAGGUUAAGCGUAUUUAUGCUGAAGCCUCCCUACAGCAAGGUGAACUUAAUGCUAUGGACAGAGCCAAGAAAAAGAAGAAAUUCUAAAUUAAUUUUUAAUACAGUAAACAUGUAUAGCAUAUGUAUAGAUUUUUCUUAUAUAGUAAUAAUGAGUUUUAUUUUUAUUAUAAAAAUAAAUUAAAUUUUCCUAAACUUAA
Messenger RNA from Lucilia cuprina (Australian sheep blowfly), 2839 nucleotides. Its product is annotated as nucleolar protein 14 homolog. Gene Ontology annotation, cellular component: nucleolus; small-subunit processome; Noc4p-Nop14p complex. The transcript is spliced from 4 exons. The record is from RefSeq and is a predicted model, not a curated record. Lineage: Eukaryota; Metazoa; Arthropoda; Insecta; Diptera; Calliphoridae. The coding region runs from base 135 to 2729 and encodes 864 amino acids. Gene Ontology annotation, biological process: maturation of SSU-rRNA.